AUGGCUCUUGUUCGAGACCCAUAUUUCUGGAAACGGUUCUCAACUGCAGUCCACAUGGACGAAGAGUCAAAAGCAAUUGACCGGGCACAAGCAAAACAGGAUGCGGCAUCAUGGCUUACCCGCGAAAGAAUGAAGAGCAAGCGUUCGAUCAUUUGCGGCUUCAUCAUUUUUUUCGCCGUCGUGCUCGUCAUCGUUGUCAGCGUGGUCCUAUGGUGGCUUGCUAAGAACAACUGGCUCCAGCCUCAUCCGGAUACUGCUCAAUAA
Molecule: messenger RNA, 264 nt
Organism: Penicillium roqueforti
Lineage: Eukaryota; Fungi; Ascomycota; Eurotiomycetes; Eurotiales; Aspergillaceae
Exons: 2
Coding region: 1-264 (87 amino acids)
Source: RefSeq, a predicted model, not a curated record